This is a messenger RNA of Paramecium octaurelia, 2042 nucleotides long. NCBI's taxonomy places the organism in Eukaryota, Ciliophora, Oligohymenophorea, Peniculida, Parameciidae. The record is from the annotation of a GenBank genome assembly.
AUGCCAAGGAAAAAUAAAAGAUAGAAUACCAAAAACAAGUAAGACAAUAAUAAAGAUCAAAACGAGUAGGCAGAACAAAUAGAAUCUGCAAAAGAUAUAGAUAAAAAAGAAGAUGAGCAGGAAUUGAAGGAUGAAUAGAGUACUCGAUUUGAUUAUAUAAUUAGAUAAUUAAGAGGUUGCUGCAGAGUAGGCUGUACCUUAAAAUUAGCAAAAUCCAAAUGACAAUCAAACGCCGGAGUAAGAUUAAGAUGAGUAGAAAGAUUAGUAAAAGAAUCAAAUAGAGGAAAUACAAAACACCCAAGGGAAUGAUUAGUUUGAAUAAUUUAGUGAUGCUCAGAAACAAAAAUAAUAGGAUUUGGUUACAGAUGCACAAGAACACACCAAAAAUGUUGAAAAUGAUAUUUAAUCGCCAUCUUAAUAGUUUGAUUAGAAGGAGUCUUCAAAAAAGAUCUCAGAAACUUUGAAUGAGUAAACUCAGAAUGAAGAGACCCACUAACUCAAAGAACCAUAGUUCCUGGAUCAACCUUCAUCUGAUUCUGCACAUGAUGAAAGUAUCAACCCAUCCUCAAAACCUAAUGUCUUACUUUCAUUGCACGAUAAUGAGGUUGAACAUUCUAUAGAAACUCCAACCUAGAGAUCCCUCGAGGAAGUUGCCAUCGUUUAGAUUUAAUAACAUGAAGUUGUUUUAAAUGCUUAGGCUCCUCUGUUUGUAGAGAAAGCAAAUGACUAAGUGAUGAUAGAAGGUGCUCCAUAAACCUAAUUGAGGAAAUAGAAUGAUUAAGUCAUUUUGGAGAGAGUCUAAGAACAAAAAAUGGAAGUCAAAGUUGAAUACACAAAUAUCGAAAUUUAACCAAAAACACACACAGAAUCUCAUUAAUAAAUAGAAUUAGAGAAGUAACCGUAGCUGUAGUAAUAAGUAAAUGUAGAGAGAACAGAAACAUAAGGCUAGGUUUAAGUAGAAGUAUAAAAAAAUAAAAGUGAAAUUGUGACUGAAGAGGUGUCCAAAGUGUAAACAUAAAACUCUAAUGAUGGUGUUUACUUACAAUAAAUACCGGUUGUUCAAUUAGAGAAUCAUCAGGAGGUUUCAAUCGAGUAACAACCUCAAAUGAAUUUGGAAUCAAGAAACUUAGAGACUCAAAUUGAAAAGUGUCCUCAAAUUGAAAUCCCACUCAAUGCAUAAUCUACAUCUCUACAUGAACAUCCUAUUGUCAAUCUUGAGAUUAAUCAUAAUAUUCCUCAAGUACAUCCCAGUCCAAAUGUCUAAUCAAUACAAACUCAAUAAUUUAACUCGAUAGAACAUUAACCUAAUCCAACUGUUGAAUAAAAAGGAUAAGCUUUAUUUUCUGUCUAAGCACCUUAAACAGAAGUCUAGGUUAAUUAGACUUAAGUAAACUCUGAGCCGUAGUAAUAAUUGAAGGUGGAAUCCAAUUAGUAAUAAACUUAAUUGAUUCAAGAGGAAGAGAAAGUCCACGUUUAAUAGGAAGAUCAAACCCAUAUUGAGAAUUAACCAUCCCAUGAAAUCAUCAAUGUAGAGAAGAGAGAAGUCAUUGAACAAAAACCACUGUUGCACACUGAAUAAAACUCUAAUCCUGUUGAAGUCAGUCACAAUGAUACUGUUAAAAUUGAAGGAUAUCAUGUAGAUUAGAAAAACAAUCAAUAAAAAUAAUAAAAGUAGGUUGCUCAAUUUGUUCAAUCUCCAACUCAACAAGUCAAAGACUCAGAACCUUUGUAGCCACAAAAUGAUGCAGAGUAGUAAUUUUUAAAUAGGUCUCAAUCAGAAAGUCAACCCUCUUCAUCAAAAAUCAUUCAGCAAGUGCCAUAAGAAGUGGGUAUGUUAGGGUUGUCAAUGGCUGCGGCUGCUGGUGCUUCGUAAUUUAUUAUGAAGAAUGGAGUCAAAUCGAAGGAAGGGUUAUUUGCUGCUUUGGCUGGUUCAGCAAUCUUGUAUGCCGGGUACAGAUUAUUUAAAUCCAAGAGUUAACACAAUGAAAAAAGGGAUUGAAUUUUAUAUUAACAAAAAUCAAAGUUCAAUAAAUAAGAAUACG